Molecule: messenger RNA, 1830 nt
Organism: Fraxinus pennsylvanica
Lineage: Eukaryota; Viridiplantae; Streptophyta; Magnoliopsida; Lamiales; Oleaceae
Source: the annotation of a GenBank genome assembly
AUGGAGAACCUCAUAGCAUUGGUGAACAGACUGCAGAGAGCGUGUACCGCGCUCGGCGAUCAUGGAGAUGAAAGCGCGUUGCCCACUCUCUGGGACGCCUUGCCUUCCAUCGCCGUUGUUGGUGGUCAGAGUUCUGGAAAGUCUUCAGUGCUCGAGAGCAUUGUGGGAAAGGACUUUUUACCUCGAGGAUCUGGCAUUGUUACCCGACGUCCUCUUGUAUUACAGCUUCAUCGGAUUGAUGAAGGUAGAGAAUAUGCAGAGUUUGGACAUCUUCCAAGAAAAAGGUUCACUGACUUUGCUGCUGUGAGAAAAGAGAUUUCAGAGGAGACUGAUCGAGAGACAGGCCGUUCAAAAGCAAUUUCAACUGUUCCAAUUUAUCUCAGCAUUCACUCCCCUAAUGUUGUGAAUUUAACAUUGAUUGAUCUUCCUGGACUUACUAAAGUGGCUGUUGAUGGCCAACCCGAAAGCAUUGUGCAGGACAUUGAUAACAUGGUUCGCUCUUAUAUUGAGAAGCCAAACAGUAUUAUUUUGGCUAUUUCUCCUGCCAACCAAGAUCUUGCAACGUCAGAUGCAAUCAAGAUUUCUCGUGAAGUAGACCCUAAAGGAGAGAGAACUUUUGGAGUUUUAACUAAGAUUGAUCUCAUGGACAAGGGUACUGAUGCUGUAGAUAUCUUGGAAGGAAGAGCAUAUAAGCUGCAGUUCCCUUGGAUAGGUGUUGUUAAUCGCUCUCAACAAGAUAUUAAUAAAAAUGUUGACAUGAUUGCUGCUAGACGUCGAGAGCGGGAGUAUUUUGCUCAGACACCAGAAUAUAAACAUCUUGCUCACAGAAUGGGUUCUGAGCAUCUUGGGAAAGUUCUAUCCAAACAUUUGGAAACUGUCAUCAAAUCUCGAAUUCCAGGCCUUCAGUCACUUAUUAACAAAACUAUUAUCGAACUAGAAUCUGAGUUGAGUCGUCUGGGAAAGCCCAUUGCUACAGAUGCUGGAGGAAAGUUGUACAUGAUAAUGGAAAUCUGCCGUGUAUUUGAUGGAAUUUUUAAAGAACAUCUUGAUGGAAGUCGACCAGGUGGUGAUAAGAUAUAUAAUGUCUUCGAUAACCAACUACCUGCUGCAUUAAAGCGGUUGCAGUUUGACAAGCAUCUUGCCAUGGAAAAUGUGCGGAAAUUAAUAACUGAGGCCGAUGGAUAUCAGCCUCAUCUUAUAGCUCCCGAGCAAGGUUACCGGCGUCUCAUUGAAACUGCCUUGAUUACUAUUAAAGGUCCUGCUGAGGCUGCUGUUGAUGCGGUUCAUGGGAUACUGAAGGAACUGAUUAACAAGUCCAUUAGUGAGACUUCGGAGCUGAAGCAGUAUCCCUCUCUCAGGGUAGAGGUUGGGAACGCAGCUGUUGAAUCAUUAGACAGGAUGAGGGAUGAAAGCAAGAGAGCAACAAUACAGCUAGUAGAAAUGGAAUAUAGUUACUUAACUAUAGAUUUCUUUAGGAAGCUUCCUCAAGAUGUCGAGAAGGGCGGAAAUCCAACCCAUUCAAUUUUUGAUCGAUACAAUGAUUCAUAUCUUCGACGAAUCGGAUCGACUGUUUUGUCUUACGUCAACAUGGUUUGUGGAAGUUUGAGGAACUCAAUUCCAAAGUCUAUCGUUUAUUGUCAAGUCCGAGAGGCAAAGCGCAGCUUACUCGAUCACUUCUUCACUGAAUUGGGCAAAAAAGAGGGAAGACAGUUGAGUACGCUAUUGGACGAGGAUCCAGCAAUCAUGCAGCGUCGUGUUUCUCUUGCAAAGAGAUUGGAGUUGUACAGAGCUGCUCAAUCAGAGAUCGAUUCAGUUGCUUGGUCGAAAUAA